Messenger RNA from Lodderomyces orthopsilosis Co 90-125, 804 nucleotides. RefSeq names its product Mam33p (gene MAM33). Lineage: Eukaryota; Fungi; Ascomycota; Pichiomycetes; Serinales; Debaryomycetaceae. The transcript has a single exon. The record is from RefSeq and is a predicted model, not a curated record. Bases 1 to 804 code for a protein of 267 amino acids. Gene Ontology annotation, biological process: cytosolic ribosome assembly. Gene Ontology annotation, cellular component: mitochondrial matrix.
AUGUUGAAAUCGUUACCAAGUUCAUUGCGUUCAGUUGCAGCCAAGAGAAUUGCCACUCAAUCUUCAAGGUUGAGAUCAGGCACUAUGCUUAAAUCAUGCCCUAAAGCAAUUACUACCAUUACAACCAGAUCAUUCCAUCAAACUUCGAUUAUGUUUAACCAAACCCCCGAGUCAGCCUUGAAUGAAGUUGUAAAAGCAGAGAGUAAAAUAUCUGAAGCAAUUCCUAAUGAAUUGGAUCAAGUAUACCAAGAGUUUUUAAAUACCAGUGGAUUUGAAGUUGUCUCUACUCCAGGCACUGCUAGUGUUGAAUUGGUGAAGAAAGAUGCUGAUACGGGAAACAUUUUACAUGUUUACUUUGACAUUGAUGAAGUCACCGACAUUCCCACCGAAGACUUGGCAGCUUUGGAGUCAGGUGAUUUAGAAGAAGAGGCAAACCAAUUGGACCAAUUGUUGUGUAAUGUCAAAAUUCUUGUUGAAAACCCAUCAAACAAUUCAGGUUUGUUUUUGAAUUUGUUUUUACAAAACACAGAGUCUUCUUUUAUGAUUGAUUUUGUCAAUGUUCAAGAAGAUGUAAGAUCUUUUAUCAAGUCCAUCAAGGAGGAAAACGAAUUUAUCGAUAAAUUUAAAUACCAAGGUCCAAAAUUUGCUGAGUUGGAUGAAAGCUUACAAACCGAAUUUGAAAACUACUUGGUUGCCAAGGGCAUUGACAAUGAAUUGGCCGAUUUCAUUGUGGCUUUCAGCGAUUACAAGGAAGAAGGUGAAUACAGAACUUGGCUCAAUGCUGUUUCCAAAUUUUUAAACUAA